This is a messenger RNA of Fusarium oxysporum Fo47, 1059 nucleotides long. Its product is annotated as eukaryotic porin/Tom40. The record is from RefSeq and is a predicted model, not a curated record. Lineage: Eukaryota; Fungi; Ascomycota; Sordariomycetes; Hypocreales; Nectriaceae. Gene Ontology annotation, molecular function: voltage-gated monoatomic anion channel activity. Gene Ontology annotation, cellular component: mitochondrial outer membrane. Bases 1 to 1059 code for a protein of 352 amino acids. The transcript is spliced from 4 exons. Gene Ontology annotation, biological process: monoatomic anion transmembrane transport.
AUGUCUGUCCCCGCCUUCUCCGACAUUGCCAAGCCGGCCAACGAUCUCCUCAACAAGGAUUUCUACCAUCUCUCUGCCACGACCUUCGAGUUCAAGGACACCGCCCCCAACGGUGUUGCUUUCAAGGUUACCGGCAAGUCGAGCCACGAGAAGGCUACCUCUGCUGCUAUUGAGGGAAAAUAUACCGACAAGCCUACCGGUACGACAUCACCAUCUUUUCCUUCAACACCUUCUUCGUUUUCACCAUCUCCGUCUCCACCACCCAUACCUAAACCCCACCGCAAACAGAAUCUCCCCUCUCUCAGCGUCUCGCGAAUCCUCGGGCCUAAAUCAGGCUGGCCGGUCGGAUUUGCGACGUUUCUUCAACCUGGCUAUGCUCAGCUGCUAAUGUUCUAUUCCCGUACAGGCCUGACCCUUACCCAGACCUGGAACACCGCCAAUGCUCUCGACACCAAGAUCGAGGUCGCCGACUCCCUCGCCAAGGGCCUCAAGCUUGAGGGUCUCUUCAACUUCCUCCCUGCUACCGCCGCUAAGGGAGCCAAGUUCAACCUCCACUUUAAGCAACCCGGUUUCCACGGCCGUGCCUUCUUCGAUCUCCUGAAGGGCCCUGUUGCCAAUGUCGACGCCGUUGUCGGCCACGAGGGUUUCCUGGCUGGUGCCUCCGCUGGCUAUGAUGCUAACAAGGCUGCUCUGACCGCCUACAGCGCUGCUGUUGGCUACGCUGCUCCCCAGUACAGCGCUGCCAUCACCGCCUCUGACAACCUCAGCGUCUUCGCUGCCUCUUACUACCACAAGGUCAACUCACAGGUCGAGGCUGGUGCCAAGGCUACCUGGAACUCUAAGACCGGCAACGCUGUCGGCCUUGAGGUUGCCAGCAAGUACCGCAUCGACCCUGUCUCUUUCACCAAGGUCAAGAUCAACGACCGUGGUAUUGCUGCCCUUGCCUACAACGUCCUCCUCCGAGAGGGCGUCACCCUGGGUCUAGGUGGCUCCUUCGACACCCAGAAGCUCGACCAAGCUACCCACAAGCUCGGUGCUAGCUUCACCUUCGAGGGCUAA